Messenger RNA from Ochotona curzoniae (black-lipped pika), 2372 nucleotides. RefSeq names its product acylaminoacyl-peptide hydrolase (gene APEH). The coding region runs from base 47 to 2245 and encodes 732 amino acids. The transcript is spliced from 22 exons. Lineage: Eukaryota; Metazoa; Chordata; Mammalia; Lagomorpha; Ochotonidae. Gene Ontology annotation, molecular function: serine-type endopeptidase activity. The record is from RefSeq and is a predicted model, not a curated record. Gene Ontology annotation, biological process: proteolysis.
CUUCCGGGCACUCAGCACGCGCGGCUGCGCCCUGGCCGCCGAGACGAUGGAGCGUCAGGUGCUGCUGAGCGAGCCCGAGGAGGCGGCGGCGCUGUAUCGGGUCCUUAGUCGCCAGCCCGCGCUGAGCGCCGCCUGCCUGGGCCCGGAUGUCACCACGCAGUACGGGGGCCGCUAUCGGACAGUGCACACUGAAUGGACCCAAAGGGACUUGGAACGCAUGGAAAACAUCCGCUUCUGCCGCCAGUACCUAGUGUUCCACGACGGGGAUACAGUGGUGUUUGCAGGGCCUGCAGGCAGCAGUGUGGAGACCCGCGGGGAGCUGCUGAGCCGGGAGUCACCUUCAGGCACCAUGAAAGCUGUUCUGCGCAAGGCUGGAGGCCCAGGCCCCGGGGAAGAGAAACAGUUCCUAGAGAUCUGGGAGAAGAACCGGAAACUCAAGAGCUUUAACCUGUCAGCCCUGGAUAAACAUGGACCUGUUUAUGAGGAUGACUGCUUUGGCUGCCUGUGUUGGUCACAUUCGGAGACCCACCUGUUGUAUGUGGCUGAGAAGAAGCGACCCAAGACCGAGUCCUUCUUUCAGACCAAAGCUUUGGACAUCAGUGCCGGUGACGAUGAAACGGCCAGGCCGAAGAAGCCUGAGCAGGCCGUCAAGGGGGACCAGUUUGUUUUCUAUGAAGACUGGGGAGAAAACAUGGUGUCCAAGAGCACCCCCGUGCUCUGCGUCCUGGAUGUGGACAGCGGCAACAUCUCUGUGCUUGAAGGAGUCCCUGAGAAUGUGUCCCCCGGACAGGCAUUCUGGGCUCCUGGAGACACAGGUGUGGUGUUUGUGGGCUGGUGGCAUGAGCCCUUCCGGCUUGGCAUCCGCUUCUGCACCAACCGCAGGUCAGCCCUGUACUACGUGGACCUCAGUGGGGGAAAGUGUGAGCUCCUCUCAGACGACUCCCUGGCAGUCUGUUCUCCACGACUGAGUCCAGACCAGUGUCGCAUUGUAUACCUGCGGUACCUGUCCCUGGUCCCCCAUCAUCAGUGCAGCCAGCUGUGCCUGUAUGACUGGUACACCAAGGUCACUUCAGUGGUGGUGGAUGUUGUACCUCGGCACCUCGGAGAGAACUUCUCAGGAAUCUACUGCAGCCUUCUGCCUUUGGGAUGCUGGUCAGCCGACAGCCAGAGGGUGGUCUUUGACUCGGCUCAGCGCAGCCGGCAGGAUCUGUUUGCUGUGGACACGCAGACGGGCAGUGUGACCUCCCUGACAGCUGGGGGUUCAGGUGGGAGCUGGAAGUUGCUUGCAAUCGACCAGGACCUUAUGGUGGUACAAUUCUCCACCCCCAGCCUGCCCCCAAGUCUGAAAGUUGGGUUCCUGCCUCCUGCUGGGAAGGAGCAGUCAGUGUCAUGGGUGUCCCUGGAGGAGGCUGAGCCCAUUCCCGACAUUCACUGGGGCAUCCGGGUACUACAGCCACCCCCGGAGCAAGAGAAUGUGCAGUACGCUGGCCUUGACUUUGAAGCCAUCCUGAUGCAGCCCAGCAACCCUCCAGAUAAGACCCAGGUGCCCAUGGUGGUCAUGCCCCACGGGGGGCCACACUCAUCCUUUGUCACUGCCUGGAUGCUGUUCCCAGCGAUGCUCUGCAAGAUGGGCUUUGCAGUGCUACUCGUGAACUAUCGUGGCUCAACAGGCUUUGGCCAGGACAGUAUCCUCUCUCUCCCAGGCCAUGUGGGUCAGCAGGAUGUGAAAGACGUUCAGUUUGCAGUGGAGCAGGUUCUCCAGGAGGAGCGCUUUGACCCAGGCCGCGUGGCCCUCAUGGGUGGUUCCCAUGGCGGCUUCCUCUCCUGCCACCUGAUUGGCCAAUACCCAGAGACCUACGGUGCUUGUGUGGCCAGGAACCCCGUGAUCAACAUCGCCUCCAUGAUGGGCUCCACUGACAUCCCUGACUGGUGUGUGGUGGAGGCCGGUUUCCCAUACAGCAGCGACUGCCUGCCAGACCUCAGCGUGUGGGCUGACAUGCUGGACAAGUCGCCCAUCAAGUACAUACCUCAGGUGAAGACGCCACUGUUGCUGAUGCUGGGGCAGGAGGACCGGCGUGUACCCUUCAAGCAGGGCAUGGAAUACUACCGUGCCCUCAAGGCCCGGAAUGUGCCUGUGCGGCUUCUGCUAUACCCCAAAAGCAGCCAUGCCCUCUCGGAGGUGGAGGUGGAGUCAGACAGCUUCAUGAACACUGUGCUCUGGCUGCGCACGCACCUGGGCAGCUGAGGCCCUGCCGGGCAGCGUCAACCAAUCAGCCCAUACCACUUGUUCCUGGGGAGCCCCAGGCUCUGGACUCCAUGGACAGAUGGGCCAGGAAUGUGGGUUGUACGGUCACAAUAAAUGAGGAUUCAGA